Messenger RNA from Exophiala bonariae, 858 nucleotides. RefSeq lists its product as uncharacterized. The record is from RefSeq and is a predicted model, not a curated record. Gene Ontology annotation, biological process: proteasome-mediated ubiquitin-dependent protein catabolic process; protein quality control for misfolded or incompletely synthesized proteins; cellular response to misfolded protein. The coding region runs from base 1 to 858 and encodes 285 amino acids. NCBI's taxonomy places the organism in Eukaryota, Fungi, Ascomycota, Eurotiomycetes, Chaetothyriales, Herpotrichiellaceae. The transcript is spliced from 3 exons. Gene Ontology annotation, molecular function: protein-folding chaperone binding; ubiquitin protein ligase activity. Gene Ontology annotation, cellular component: cytoplasm.
AUGUCGUCUUUAAGAGACCUUGGAAACGAGCAUUUCAAAGCGGGCAAGUAUAAGGAGGCUGAACAUCUGUAUACACAAGCGAUCGCAGAACAUUCACGCGCAGACCCCAAAGUCUUUUCCAACCGAUCGCUCACGCGCAUCAAACUCCAAGACUGGGCAAAUGCAGAGUCAGACGCAAGAAAAGCCAUUGAGCUCUAUGGGCCCAAGGGUAAAGCGGCAGCAAUGAAAUCACACUACUAUCUCGCGCAGUCACUCUUACCACAGCGACACACGGCCGAGGCGCUCGUGCAGGCCAAAUACGCGUACUCGCUGUGUCUUGAGAGCAGAGACUCAAGCGCCGAAUUGAUCAGCCAGUUCAUUCUCCGGGCCAAGCAGGCGGCGUGGCAGGCCAGGGAGUCAACGCGGCUCAGGGAGAUGAAUGAGACGUUGGCGCUGGUGGAGGAUCUGUUGGAGCAGCAGCUACGAAGGGAUCUCGCGGCUGUGGAGGAGAGAUUUCGCAGUGGCGAGCUGGGCGAGACGGGAAGGAAUGAGGAGCGCGACGAGUUGGAACAGGAGGCGAAGCAACGGAGGGAGAAUAUUCGCAGAGCGUUUGAAGAUCCUGAUAAACCGGAUACGGCUGAGCGGGUUGUCCCGGACUGGCUUAUCGAUCCCAUCACGUUCGAAAUCAUGCACGACCCUGUCAUCACCACUACCGGCGUGUCAUUCGAGCGUGUCGGCUUGCUCAAGCACAUCAAAGCUGCUGGCUGUGAUCCUAUUACGCGACUUCCACUCUCCAUCGACCAGUUGGUACCCAAUGUCGGACUAAAGAACGCGGCUUCGGAAUUCUUGGAUAAGAACGGCUGGGCUGUCGAUUGGUGA